AUGGCCCGAUGGCAAAUUCUACUGUCUGAAUUCGACAUAGCCUAUUUGACUCAAAAGGCCGUAAAAGGAAGCGUGAUAGCAGAUUUUCUAGCUAGUAGAUCUUUAGAAGAUUAUGAGCCUUUGAACUUUGACUUCCCAAAUGAGGAUCUGAUGUAUGUGGCAACCGCUGAAGUGAACACACUAGAAGGCAAUGGAAUUGGGGCAGUUUCGGUAUCCCUAAACGGAAAUCAUGAUCCAUUUACCUGUAAAUUGGAUUUUGAUUGCACAAACAAUAUGGCCGAAUACGAAGCAUGUAUUAUGGGGAUUCGUACAGCCAUCGGACAUAAGAUUAAAGUGCUAGAGGUAUAUGGGGAUUCUGCACUGGUAAUUUAUCAACUCAAAGGAGAAUGGGAGAUAAGAGAUCCCAAAUUGGUCAAUUACCGAAAGCUAGUUAUUGAGCUAAUUGACAAGUUUGUUGACGUCACCUUCUCUUACCUUGCGCGAGAAGAAAACAGAUGGCCGACGCUUUGGCUACUUUGGCUUCUAUAA
Messenger RNA from Gossypium raimondii (Peruvian cotton), 528 nucleotides. RefSeq lists its product as uncharacterized. Bases 1 to 528 code for a protein of 175 amino acids. Lineage: Eukaryota; Viridiplantae; Streptophyta; Magnoliopsida; Malvales; Malvaceae. Gene Ontology annotation, molecular function: nucleic acid binding; RNA-DNA hybrid ribonuclease activity. The record is from RefSeq and is a predicted model, not a curated record. The transcript has 2 exons.